CAUUGAAUAAAAAUUAUCGUUUUUCACACAAACUUUUUGUCAACAGCAGCUGAUACGUCAAAAAUGUUUUCGUCUUGAUUUAUCAAAAUUAAACAUAAAACAAGAUGGCACAAGAUCAGUAUCCACCCCUGGUGGGAUUAAUUUACGUUUUUAAUAUAAUUGUUGGAACUGGAGCCCUCACUUUACCAGCUGCUUUUCAAGGGGCCGGAUGGCUUUUCAGCUCUAUACUUUUAAUUUUAUUGGCGUUUGUUAGUUUUAUGACUGUCACAUUUGUAAUUGAGAGUGUGGCAUUGGCAAACGCUACAAUACAGUGGAGGAAAAUCCAGUCGCACAAAAUUGAUGAAAGCGAAGUUCCGAUUGAUUCUAGUUCAGAAGAAGGUGACAGCACAGAAAGAACAGCAAUUUUAAACAGCACAAGGCGUAAGAGAUUCUUUAACUUAAACUCCAAAGUUGAGUUGGGGGAAAUAGCAUCUUUGUACUUAAAUAAAUAUGGGCACAUGCUAUUCUUCUUGUCAUUGUGUAUAUAUUUAUUUGGUGAUUUAACAAUAUAUGCUGCAGCAUCUGGUAAAACCAUUGUAAAUUUAAGUUGUAACAGUGAAAAUGAUACUGAAGAUUACAGUUUAAAAUGUUGGGAGGGUUACAAUGUAACCAGGAUGGAUAUGUAUAGGGUUUUUGUGUUUUUAUUUGCUCUUUUAGUGGGCCCAUUCACAUACUUCAACAUCCAAAAAACAAAAUAUUUGCAAAUGUUCACAAUAACAAUAAGAUGGUGUGCAUUUAUAAUAAUGGUUACAAUGGCCAUAGUCAAACUUGUUAGAGAUGGGCCUCAAGGUCAUCCAAAAUUAAUAAAUUUAGCUGAAGUCCCUGCUUUGGCAGGUUCCAGUGUUUACAGCUUUAUGUGUCAUCAUUCGUUGCCAGGACUAAUAGCCCCCAUAUCCAAUAAAGUAAAUCUCUACAAAAAAAUUGCUUUGGAUUUUACUUUAAUUUGUUCUUUCUAUUUACUUCUCUCCCUAACAGGGUCAUUUGCUUUUAAGAAUUUAGAUGACUUGUACUCCUUUAAUUUCAUCCAGUCUGAUAACUCAAACUUUUCAAUGAAGAUUAUAGGAUUCUUUUUGGUGUCCUUCCCAUUAUUUCCAAUGUCAACAAGUUUUCCAAUCAUCGCAAUUACCUUACAAAGCAAUUUAAAGCAUUUAGUGUUGGGUCAUAGCGUGGAGAACGGCAAUAUUUUCAUUAAUAGACUGAUUUUUCCCACACUAGCGGUGGUUCCCCCUGUAAUAGUCGCACUCUGCACACACAAUCUCAAACGUUUAGUUGAAAUAACAGGGACUUAUGCAGGUGUAAUUGUGCAGUAUAUAAUACCAGCUGCACUGGUAUUUUAUGCCAGAAGACAGUGUUUCAGAGAUUUUGGGUACAAUAAGCACAAGUAUGCCAGUCCUUUUAGAAAUAAAUUUUGGUUACUCUUUAUAAUUUGUUGGGCAAUUGUCUGCAUUAUUUUUGUAACUGUGGAUAUUUUGAAGAAUUAAUUCUAUUUUUGAAAUCUCCAAUUUAUAAAUUUAUAUGUUCUGUGAUAUAAGAGCUAAAGACAACCCUGGUCCAAAUAUAAAUUUACU
This is a messenger RNA of Brassicogethes aeneus, 1607 nucleotides long. The record is from the annotation of a GenBank genome assembly. Lineage: Eukaryota; Metazoa; Arthropoda; Insecta; Coleoptera; Nitidulidae.